CCAGAAAUGAGUGGAAUGCUAUCUUAAACAAGUCAAAAAUCUGUUACAGCCCUUAUUAAAUACUACUUAGAUGAAGGAAGAUUUUAAAAAUCCUACAGAAUUACAACUGAUUACCCCAUUCAGACAUUGGUAAAUAUGUCCCUCAAUCCAAGUCGACCUUCCUCAUCAGAGUUGGUGGAACUUCAUGUUUUUUAUGUUCCUGAAGGAUCGUGGAACUAUAAGUUAAAUACCAUUUCAAAAGAAGUUGUUAACAAAUUCAUUUCAGCUGGAUUUAUAAGAAUAUCUCCUCACCUUACUUUACAAGCCCUGAGGGAGCGUCUUGGUGAGUUCCUUGGUGAAGAUGCUGUUGCAGAAAAAUUUUUAUUUCUGAAAUGCAUUGGAAAUAAUCUAGCUGUGGUGAAGGCAAAGCAGGAAUCAGAACUGAAACUCAAAUCAUUUGCUCCUCCAUAUGCUCUUCAACCAGAAUUAUAUUUGCUUCCUAUAAUGGAUCAUUUAGGAAAUAUUUAUUCAGCAUCAUCAACAGUUUCUUUAGACGGGCGGCAGACUAAUAAUGGUGUUGCUGAUGGAAUAAGCCACAGACCAGUUAGUGUAACUUUGCCAAAGGAAGAACAUGGAACAGACCCCAGUUUUCUAGAAAACACUUUGAAAGAGCUUCUUAACAAGAAUCAGAAAGAAGCUGGGGGAAAAACCACUCCAAGUGAAACUCAGACCGGAAAAAAUCAAGUGGGAAAUUCUGAAUUGCCAGGGUCGCUGGAAGAUUCAGAUAAUGAUCAUUGUAGCAGGAAAAAAAGUCAGUUUCUUUGGAAAAAUGAAGAUGAUAGAGUUAAUAUCAUUAGAAGAGAGGACAAUCAGAUAAGUAAAACCGACUACCUCACCCUACCAGAUCUUAUUGAUUUUCCUUCAGUUCCUUGUCGACCUGCUCUUUCUCCAAGAAUAACUGAUAUCUCUUUAUUACAGAUUGAGAGAGAGAAGAUUAUCGAACAAAUGAAACAAGUGAAGGAAGAAAGAAGAUAUCUGGAAAGAAUUAGAGGAGAACUAAUAAAAAAAACUGAAAGGCUAUUUGAACAAGGCAAAUUGGAGCAAUAUCAUGCCUGUGAUAUUUGGAAGAAAAAGUACAUUGAAACAAAGAAAUUGACAGCAUCGUUGGAGGAGAUUUUAACAAAACUUCGAGAAGAUUUGGAACUUUACUAUAAAAAAUUGCUCAUGCAACUUGAAACCAGGGAGAUCAAGAUGAGACCUAAGAAUCUGGCAAACAUCACAGACUCUAAGAAUUGCCUUAUCAUCCAGAUCACUGAGGUUCAGCAUGCUAUUGACCAACUUAAGAGAAAACUGGAUACUGACAAAAUGAAACUCAUAAUAGAAGUUAAGAUGAGAAAACAAGCAGUUUCAGAUUUAUGCACAUUGAAAGCUGAACUGACACAGAAUUUAAUACAUCUUUACAAUCUCAAUUAG
Molecule: messenger RNA, 1452 nt
Organism: Vicugna pacos (alpaca)
Lineage: Eukaryota; Metazoa; Chordata; Mammalia; Artiodactyla; Camelidae
Gene: SPATA1
Product: spermatogenesis associated 1
Source: RefSeq, a predicted model, not a curated record